AUGACAGACAAGCGUCGCGGUCGCCUGGGCUUGGCAUACUUUUUAAGAGGACGAGCCUGCACUUUUAGUGCCUCCCUCGGCACGAGGCUGACGGUACAGGAUUGUGUCAUGCUUCCCCAUCCCCACCCCCACCCCUCACGCGAGUGGACCCUGUUCCCGCGACGCCUGUACCUCGCCAACGCCGCAAGGAGCGGGUCAGCGAGUCUGUUUGGUGUAGAAUGUGCCCAACCGCAUCGCCAUGCUUCAGCAGGAAUUCCAUGCGGGUUGAGCACCGGGUCCACCAGGUCGUGGCCAACGGUUGGGAGAAGCAAAUGUACGCUUUUCCGACAGUCAAAAAAGACUGUAUGGAAUGGGAAAGAUGUGAAGACGAAGCUGGUGUGCUCUCUAUUUUAG
Protopolystoma xenopodis is the source of this 393-nucleotide messenger RNA. The record is from the annotation of a GenBank genome assembly. NCBI's taxonomy places the organism in Eukaryota, Metazoa, Platyhelminthes, Monogenea, Polystomatidea, Polystomatidae.